ACUUGAAAGCGCCCAUCUUUUCAUGUCCAUUGACAUUGAUAGUUGAUAUGUCACUUGGCUUCUCCAUCUUCUCUUUAAUUUGACCCUUCUCUUCUCUCUCUCUCUCUCUCUCUCUCCCUUUUUUUUUUUCUUUUCUUUCUUCUUCUCUCUCUUCCCAUCCUUGUCAGUCAAGAAGGCUAUUAUAUGCAUUCAAAGAAACUAUACAUAUACUCAAGAAUUUUACACAGACAACACACAGUAGACACACUCUACAAGAGAAAUUCAGGAAAAAAUAAAAUAAAAAUGGGGUCUUUAGGAGAAGUUGUUGCAAGAAACAAGGCAAUGUGGUUGUGUCCUAAGAUGAUGGGCUCUAACCCUUCUGAGAGAUGGGGGCAUUCUGCCUGCUACUUCAAUGGUUUGCUUUACAUAUUUGGUAACGAAACUGCAGUCGACCGAUCAUUUGAUUUAUUGUCGCAGGGGUGUCGUGGGGGUGUGCAUUUCAGUGACGUGCUCGUGUGUAAUCUCGCUACGAUGACUUGGAGCAUUCUCAAGACUUCGGGGCCGGGGCCGGGUCCUCGAGACAGCCACACUGCCGUUCUUGUUGGGCACCGGAUGCUAGUGUUUGGAGGUACUAAUGGUUCCAAGAAGGUGAAUGAUCUUCACGUACUGGAUCUCGUUUCUCGGGAGUGGAUGCGUCCUGAAUGCCGUGGGAAUCCGCCUUCAGCUCGCGAAAGUCACACGGCUAAUGUUGUUGGUGACGAGAAGUUAGUGGUGUUUGGGGGAAGUGGAGAAGGGGAGGCGAAUUAUUUGAACGAUUUGCAUAUUUUGGACCUGAAAAAUAUGGAGUGGUCUUCCCCUGAGGUGAGCGGAAACGUGCCUGCUCCUCGUGAUAGUCAUAGCUCUGUGGCUGUUGGGAACCGGCUUUUCGUGUUUGGCGGGGACUCUGGCGAUAGGUACCAAGGUGAUGUUAGUGUGCUCGACUUGAAUAAGCUGAUUUGGUCGAGGCUGGAUGUUUGUGGACCAUCACCCGAUGCCCGUGCUGGCCAUGCUGCUGUGAGUGUAGGCACUAAGGUCUAUAUGCUUGGCGGAGUCGGUGACAAGCAAUACUACAGCGAUAUUUGGGUUCUCGAUGUCAUAACGUCUUCCUGGGAUCAGCUCGAUCUGUGCUCGCAAAAAUCUCAAGGACGGUUUUCUCAUACAGCCACUGUCACGACCAUGGGCAUAGCCAUCUUCGGAGGGUGCGGAGAGGAUGAACGUCCUCUCAACGAGCUACUCAUCUUACCGAUUGAUUCACUCACAUGCAGAGCUUUCGGAAACACGCACAAAGAUGAAACGAAAAUGUUUUUCAAUAAAACAGAGAAUAAUAAUCGGACCACAAUACUUAUAGGUGAUGCUGAAGAUCUAACAUCAGUAGACGUCGAAGAGCUUGAAUCUGUUCCCAAGCAGCUCUGUUUUAGCUCCGACAUGUUGCAUCCUAAGAGGAGAAGGACUAGUAAUUCAAAUGUGCCCGAACAGAAAUCUGAGCCCAAAGAGCAAUCUCGUUCUCAGUCGCAGCAAUCAUCUCCGUCCCAAUCUGAGCAUGAACCAACUCAUGUGAAGAAAAGCAUCAGCUGCUCUUACCCGUCGUCUAGAGUUCAUCCGCUGUUUAGGCAGAAAAUUUUCAGUCCUACCUGUUAUCGGCUUAAUACCCUUCCUGUAAACCAGACCAACACGAAACACGGUAUUUCCAGGAUGUCCCCUGAUCUAUAUUUAUCUUCCGAGCAUCCUAAUCAGAUACAACACGAACAUGCAAACGUAAUUUGUGCUGAUGCAUGUCGAGCGCAGUGCAAGGCAGCAGAAUCCGUAUCCGUGGGCAGAAAUUUGAUUGGAGCUGAAGUUCGCGGCCAAGUUGACGGGGCAUUUGAUUCUGGCUACCUAAUGACCGCCACUGUUAAUGGAAAGGUCUUUAGGGGCGUGUUAUUUGCUCCAGUAAGCUCCUGUACUGUAGUACAGAACUCCCUGACCCCCACCCCCCACCCCCAAAUUAUUAAAGUUCCUAAACAUGAACUUCUUGUUAAUUUUGAUACCAAGGGACCUGAUGUCGUGUCGGGAGGUGCCGUUCUUGGCCAACAACCAUCACUAUUCGCUCACCAGAUUGCUGUUAAUCAUGCAAAUUCUGGCCAAAAUGUUGCUUGUCCGAGGCUUCCUCAGCAGCCGGCCAAAAUGCUUGCUCCACCACCCUGUCACAGCUCGGAACAAACUCAAACUGAAUCAAGAAGAUCGUCUCCAGAGAACCGAGCCCUUCUUGCUCUAGGAAAAGAUUCGAGGGUUAAUAGUGAACUUCAAGGUGUGGUCUUAACUUUGGCGAGUCCGGGAACCACUCAUGGCAGGCUGUAGAAAGUAAAGAACGACCUCAUUCCGUUAGAUGUUUUUGUACAUUUUUCGUGUAGAGUUGAAGCAUUUCUCAUGCUUUCCUUCAAGGUUUGCAUGGUCAUGUGGGAUUUUACCAUCCUGAGUUCAUAUUUUAUGACAAAGUUCUUUGAAGGGGACGUGCGCUUCUUUUUCAUUAUGUUAUGUUUCGAUCGAUCCAACAGAAAAUUCGAGUUUAUGAUGAGUUUGAAUUCUUUAAUUGUAGCCUCUUUGGUUCGAAUUCCCACAUUUUGUGGAAUAGAUUGAUUUCUCUUACGAUA
Molecule: messenger RNA, 2648 nt
Organism: Sesamum indicum (sesame)
Lineage: Eukaryota; Viridiplantae; Streptophyta; Magnoliopsida; Lamiales; Pedaliaceae
Source: RefSeq, a predicted model, not a curated record